Molecule: messenger RNA, 1269 nt
Organism: Paramecium octaurelia
Lineage: Eukaryota; Ciliophora; Oligohymenophorea; Peniculida; Parameciidae
Source: the annotation of a GenBank genome assembly
AUGGGAAGGAAGGAAAAUAUAUAGGUUAAAAUUCAAUUAAGAGGAGGAAAAAUUGAAGAGAACAGAAAUUGCAAGCAUAGUAUUUUACCAAUUUUGAUUUUUAAAGCUAUACUGAUGGCGGCACAAAACUAAUUAUUUAAUUAAAUUUAUAAACCAUAGAUGAUGGAAAAAGUGAAAGAUUUUAUUUGUUCCAUGAAACAUUAACUACCAAUUAGUAUGGUUGUUCUAGAUCAUAAAUGUGAACAAAAUAAAAGAUUGUUAUGCCGCCAAUGUUUUGGGUAUUAAGAUUCAGAUGUGAAGAAGGUAGAAUUUGAAAAACUCAUCUAAACGAUCGAAGAUGAUAAGAAGAUAUAAUUAGAAAACUUGGAAACUAUGAUUGAACCAAUGAUAAAAAAAAUUUAGUCACUUUUAGAUCAUCUAUAUACUUUGAAGAAUUUUCUAGUUUUAAAUUAGAUCAAAUUAUGGACAUCUCAUAGAAUUGGAUAUCAAAUUUAUAAUCAUUAGGUUUAAGGUUAUAAGAGUAUAGUCUCUUUAAAGAAUUAGACAUCAUAACCAUGAAUUAAAAAUCAAAUGAAAGUGAUUAGAUUUAUCAAAAUAACGUACUUACAUUAUCUUUCAUGAAAAAAUCCAAAUAGUUUAUAUUAGGAGAUGAGGGUGGAUCUAUUAUAAUUUGGUCAAGCAAUAACAAUAAUUAAUGGAAUUGUUCAUAAACAAUUUAAGCACAUAAUAAGUCGAUUCGAUACUUAAUUUUGAAUAAUAAAGAAGAUCUAUUUAUAUCAAGUAGUGCAGAUGAAACUAUAAAAUUUUGGGUUAAACAAAAUGAUUGGAUCUGUUCAUAAACUAUCACAGAUCAUAAUGAUAAUGAUAAUAUCUAUUAAUUAAGUUUAAUUAUUAAGAAAAUAAAGUUAUUUCUUGUGGAACUGAUAAUUAAUAUUAGUAAUUGAGUACUCUGAAUUAAAUAAAAAGUGGAUUGUUAUUUAAAAUAUUAAAGUUGAAGAAAUGGGAUAUCGUAUCUGCUUUAUCAACAAUAAUUAAUUCAUCUUUCAACCUGCAAUAAGCAAUUUAAUGCAUGUCUGCGAAAUCAAUAAUAUAUCUAAAUAGUUCGCUAAAACUAAAGAUAUUGUUGUUAAUCAAUAUUUUAUUAGAAAUUCAGGUGGGUUAUUUCCAUAAUAAAUUUAUGAAAUAAAAAUAAUUAUUAGUGAGAAGCUGAUCAAUUUGAAGUGGAGUAAUCUAUUCUAUUUGACAGUGAAAUUAUAUAUGGGUAAAUGA